GGCCCGAGCUCCGGUCCUGGGUACCAUGUGGGUGCAGUAGCCGCGCGCUGGAAGUCCCGCCGGAGGUCCGAGUCCGUUUUAGAGAUCCGCUUCCUUCCCUGGCGUGAAAGAUGACAUCCUUAGCCCAGCAGCUCCAACGACUGGCCCUCCCUCAAAGCGACCCCAGUCUCCUGUGCAGAGAUGAAGUGGCCUCUUUGUUGUUUGACCCCAAGGAAGCGGCCACCAUCGACAGGGACACCGCUUUUGCUAUUGGAUGCACCGGCCUGGAAGAGCUUCUUGGAAUUGAUCCUUCCUUGGAACAGUUUGAAGCACCCUUGUUCAGCCAGCUGUCAAAGACCUUGGAGCGCAGUGUUCAGACCAAAGCAGUGAACAAACAGCUGAAUGAAAACAUUUCUUUAUUCCUUAUGCACCUGUCUCCUUACUUCCUGCUUAAACCAGCACAGAAAUGUCUGGAGUGGUUGAUUCACAGGUUCCAUAUCCAUCUAUAUAAUGAAGAUAGCCUCAUUGCCUGUGUUCUGCCAUACCAUGAAACAAGAAUAUUUGUGCGGGUUAUACAGCUUCUCAAAAUUAAUAAUCCUAAACACAAAUGGUUCUGGUUGUUGCCAGUUAAGCAAUCUGGAGUGCCCUUAGCUAAAGGAACUUUGAUUACUCACUGUUACAAAGAUCUUGGAUUCAUGGAUUUUAUUUGUAGUCUUGUGGCACAGUCUGUGAAGGUUUUUGCUGAAUGUCCUGGAAGCUCCGCUCAGCUGAGGGUGCUGUUGACUUUUUAUGCUUCCACCAUCGUGUCUGCUUUAGUGGCUGCUGAGGACAUAUCAGACAAUGUAGUCGCCAAGCUGUUUCCAUACAUCCAGAAGGGGUUGAAAUCAUCUUUGCCAGAUUACAGAGCCGCGACAUACAUGAUAAUAUGUCAAAUUGCUGUGAAGGUGACACUAGAAGAUACCUCUGUUAAUUCAUUGGCAUUCCAAAUCAUCAAAACAUUAACCAGAAUCCCCUCUUUGGUCAAGGAUGGACUAGGCUGCUUGAUAGUGCUCCUGCAAAGACAGAAGCCAGAUAGGCUGGGAAAAAAGCCAUUUCCUCACUUAUGUAAUGUUCCUGAUCUUAUUACAAUACUUCAUGGAAUUGCUGAAACAUACGACAUCAGCCCUCUGCUGCGUUACAUGCUUCCCCACCUGGUUGCUUCCAUCAUUCGACAUGUUAGAGGCGAAGAAACUGAAGCGUUAGAUGGUGAAGUCUGCAGGAGACACUUAGAAGCUAUACUUACAAAUAUAUCUCUGAAGAACAACUUAGACCAUGUGUUGGCUAGCAUUCUUUUUGAAGAAUAUAUUUCAUAUCUCUCACAGGAAGAAAGCAGCUCUAAUAAAGUGUCUUUGCUUAAUGAACAGUUUCUUCCACUUAUAAGGCUUUUAGAAAGCAAAUACCCCAGAACACUAGAUCGUGUAUUAGAGGAACACUUGAAGGAAGUUACAGAUCUAAAAUUGCAAGAGCUUUUCCACCAAUUUAUUUCUCUUUCCACGAGUGGAGGAAAGUAUCAGAUUUUAGCAGAUUCUGAUACCUCCUUGAUGCUCAGUCUGAAUUAUCCUCUUGCUCCUGUGAGACUUUUGGCCAUUAAUCAUCUGAAAAAUAUAAUGGAAACAUCAAAGGAGAGUAUUGAUGAAUCUUUCAUAAAAGAAGCUAUUUUAACUCGAUUAGGUGAUGAUAAUAUAGAGGUUGUUCUGUCAGCUCUAAGUGCUUUUAAGACUUUUAAAGAACAUUUUAGUUCAGAAGUAACUGUUUCAACUCUUCUGAAACUCUUUCGAAGAGCAGAACCUUCAAAGAAUAAGGAAUGGUACAAGGUACUUGAGAUAGCAGCAGACAUUUUGGUGAAAGAAAAGAUCCUGCAUGAAAGCCAUCAGUUGGCAAAUCAGGUGGUGGUACAUUUACUCCCAUAUAUGGUCGUCAUCAGUGACGAGAAGGACUCUCCUGAGAUAAAAAUUGCACUCUAUUUAUCCAAAUCAGGAGUUUGUUCUUUGCACUUUCUGCUAAGAGGCUGGAAAGAAGCUUUUGAAAAUGUGUGUAAGGGCACAAAGUCGGGAAAACUAAUUGGUGUAGCAAAUCAGAAGAUGAUUCAGUUGUUGGCAGACAACAUAAAGUCAGGGGAUCCUUCUUCAAACUUAAAGAUGGUGGAGGAGUUGAUCGAUGUUGUUGACAAGGACGCCUGUACCGUGCGGCAGAAAGUGGCUCUUCACGUCAUCGUGUCUGUGCUCGUCGCUUGCUGCUCAUCCUUGAAAGAAACGAAUUUCCCAUUUGCGAUAAGAGUCUUCAGUUUGUUGCAGAAAAAAAUUAAAGAGCUGGAAAGUGUCAAUGCUGCAGUGGAGAUACCUCCAGAGUGGCAUUUUGAGCUGAUGUUAGACAGAAGCACACCAGUCGAGUUAUGGGCGCAUUACAUAGAACAGCUCCAUACGGGUCAGAUGAUUGCUGUGGAAGAUUCUGUCUUACUUGUAUUUGCACUAAAAAAUUUUAUUCAUGCACUGAAGGUUCCUAAAUGUUUUCCUAAAGAUGACAGAUGGUGGAAUCUUCACCAUCUGAAGGAUGACAGCAGGGACUACCUACACAUACUUAUUGAGCUCUUUGAGCUUAUUCUCGCUGGUGCGGAUGCCAUUCAUUUCAGGGUUUUGCUGAAACUUUUCAUCAAGGUACAUCUAGAAGAUGUUUUUCAGUUAUUCAAGUUCUUCUCUGUUUUAUGGACCUAUGGUUCCAGCCUUUCAAAUCCACUCCGCUGCAGUGUAAGCACAGCGCUGCAGACUAGAGCUCUUUAUAUUGGUUGUACAAUGCUCUCCCCUCAGAAGGCAAAGGUUAAACACCAGCUGGCGUCCGUCUCGUCCCCAGUGGUGAUGUCACUGCUCAUUAAUCUGGGAAGCCCUGUGAAGGAAGUGCGCCGGGCUGCCGUUCUCUGUCUUCAGACCCUCCGUGGAGUGCCAUCCCAGUUUCAGCUGAUCGUAGACCAUUUGGUUCCUAAAGCAGAGGAGAUCACCUCCGAUGCCACCUACGUUGUGCAGGAUUUAGCUACUUUAUUUGAAGAGCUACAGAGAGAAAAGAAACCGAAAUCUCAGCAGAAUUUGUCUGAAACCUUCAAACACCUACUUAAUUGUGUGUAUCACUACCCAGCUUAUAUUGCAAAAGUUUUGCUGAAGGUACUUCAGCACGUCAACAAUGAGGUGGUGCUUUCUCAUCUGCUGCCUAUGAUUGAGAAAUUACUAGAAAAGAUGCAGAAAGAGCCCACAGCUGUCCAGAAGGACGAGGCCAUUGUUUUACAUCUUGCUCUGGGAAAGUAUAAUGAAUAUUCAGCUUCCCUUUUACAUAAGGACCCGCUGAGUCUAGAGUUGUUCAUUAAAGCUGUGCAUACAGCAGAGGAGUUUGGCAUAGGAAUGCCAACAGUUCAGAUUGCAGCCCUUGGGAAGAUUACAAAGCCGUUUUUUGCAGCUAUAGCAGAUGAAAAAGUUCAGCAGAGGCUUUUGGGAAUGAUGUUUGAUUUGUUGGUGAACUGUAAAAACACACAUUGUGCUCAGACUGUUAGCAGUGUUUUUAAAGGGAUUUCCGUUAAAGCUGAGCAAGUCAGAAUGGAACUGGAGCCACCAGAUAAAACUAAAUCUUUGGGUACAAUUCAGCAAACAAGAAGGCAAAAAAUGCAGCAGAAAAAAUCGCAGGAUCUAGAAGCCGUUCAGGAAGUGGAAGGUUCAAAUUGGCAAAGAGUAACCCUCAUCCUAGAACUCCUGCAGCACAAAAAGAAACUCAGAAGUCCUCAGAUAUUGAUACCAACUCUUUUUAACCUGCUUUCACGAAGUCUAGAACCUUUGUCAGUGGACCAGGGAAAUAUGGAGUACACCAAACAAUUAAUUCUCAGUUGCCUGCUCAACAUCUGCCAAAAACUCUCUCCAGAUGGUGGCAAGAUACCUAAAGACAUUCUAGAUGAGGAAAAGUUCAAUGUGGAGCUGAUCGUCCAGUGCAUCCGUCUUUCUGAGAUGCCUCAAACCCAUCACCACGCCCUUUUACUGCUGGGUGUUGUUGCCGGAAUAUUUCCCGAUAAAGUUCUACACAAUAUCAUGUCAAUUUUUACAUUCAUGGGUGCCAGUGUCAUGCGUCUAGAUGAUACUUACAGUUUUCAAGUCAUUAACAAGACCGUGAGAAUGGUUAUUCCGGCGCUCAUACAGUCUGAUGCUGGAGCGUCUCUAGAAGUCACAAGAAACAUUGAACAAAUUGUGAUGAAAAUCAUUAAUGUGUUUGUGGAUGCACUGCCACAUGUGCCAGAGCACAGGCGCCUGCCCAUCCUGGUUCAGCUUGUGGAUACCCUGGGCGCACAGAGAUUCCUCUGGAUUCUCCUCCUGCUGCUCUGUGAGCAGCACGUCACUAAAACCGUGCUGGUAGCUGCCUAUGGAGAAAAGGAUGCUGCGCUAGAGGCAGACACUGAAUUUUGGAUUUCAGUCUGUUGUGAGUUUUGUGUUCAGCAUCAGAUGCUAAGCUUGAUGAAUAUCCUCCAGUACCUAACGCAGCUGCCAGAGGACAAAGAAGAAACCACUUCGAAAGCAAUAUGUAAUAAGAGUGAGUCGCAAGAAGAAACACUACAGAUUUUCAGCAUCGACACGCACAGCAGCAAGCAACUACGGCAUUUUAAAUUUUUAUCAGUGUCCUUCAUGUCUCAGCUCCUGGCUUCUAAUCAUUUUAUCAGAAAGGUAGUUGAAAGUGGUGGUCCUCAGGUUUUAAAAGGCCUUGAACAGAGAUUGUUGGAAAGUGUUCUUGGCUAUAUUAAUGUUGUGGCCCAGUCCUUGGAGAAAAAUGCAGACAAACUGACUGUGAAGUUUUGGCGAGCUCUUCUUAGUAAAGCUUACGACAUGUUAGAUAAGGUCAAUGCCUUGUUGCCUACGGAAACAUUCAUUCCUGUCAUCAGAGGGCUGUUGGGCAACCCAUUGCCAUCUGUGCGCCGGAAAGCACUUGACCUUUUGAACAACAAGCUGCAGCAGAACGUGUCUUGGAAGAAGAAACUUGUUCACCGUUUCCUCCAACUAGUCCCAGUCCUUUUGGCCAUUGUGCAGCGUAAAGCCAGAGAGUUGGAAGAUCAAGCAAUAAACAGACAGACAGCGCUGUAUACCCUGAAGCUUUUGUGUAAAAAUUUUGGUGCAGAAAAUCCAGAGCCAUUUGUCCCUGUCCUGAGCAGCACAGUUAAAUUGAUCACACUGGAAGCGAAGGAGGAGAAGAAUGUCUUGGGCAGUGCGCUGCUGUGUAUCGCAGAGGUGACCGCCACGCUGGAAGCGCUGUCCAUACCCCAGCUACCCAGCCUGAUGCCGUCGUUGUUGGCAACCAUGAAAAACACUAGUGAGCUGGUCUCCCACGAGGUCUACUUGCUGAGUGCCUUGGCAGCCCUGCAGAAGGUUGUCGAAACCCUCCCUCACUUCAUCAGCCCCUACCUAGAAGGAGUCCUGUCAGAGGUGAUUUGUUUGGAGAAAAUCACUAGUGAGAUGGGUUCGGCCUCACAGGCUAAUGUCCGUCUCACGUCUCUUAAAAAGACCCUGGCCACCACGCUGUCCCCCCGCGUCCUGCUGCCAGCCAUCAAUAAAACAUACAAGCAAGUUGAGAAGAACUGGAAGGAUCACAUGGGUCCGUUUAUGAGCAUCUUGAAGGAGCACAUUGGGGUGAUGAAAAAGGAUGUCCUUACUGCCCACCAGUCUCAGCUCACCACAUUUUUCUUAGAGGCCCUGGACUUCAGAGCACAGCACUCAGAGAAUCAUCUGGAGGAAAUUGGAAAGACCGAAAAUUGCAUCAUUGACUGUUUAGUAGCCAUGAUUGUAAAGCUUUCUGAAGUCACCUUCAGACCCCUCUUCUUUAAGCUGUUUGAUUGGGCCAAGACAGAAGAUGCCCCGAAGGACAGAUUGCUGACAUUUUACAACUUGGCAGACUGCAUUGCUGAGAAGCUGAAGGGACUUUUUACUCUCUUUGCUGGCCAUUUAGUGAAACCUUUUGCUGACACCUUAAAUCAGGUGAACAUCUCCAAAACAGAUGAAGCUUUUUUUGACUCUGAAAAGGAUCCUGAAAAGUGCUGUUUGCUGUUGCAGUUUAUUUUGAACUGUUUAUAUAAAAUCUGUCUUUUUGAUACUCGGCAUUUUUUGAGUAAAGAGAGAGCAGAAGCUUUGAUGAUGCCCCUUAUUGAUCAGCUGGAAAACAGGCUUGGGGGAGACGAGAAGUUCCAGGAGCGAGUGACAAAGCACCUGAUACCGUGCAUCGGGCAGUUCUCCGUGGCUGUGGCGGAUGACUCUCUGUGGAAACCACUGAACUACCAGAUUCUGCUGAAGACAAGAGACUCCUCGCCCAAGGUUCGGUUUGCUGCUUUGAUUACCGUGUUAGCACUGGCUGAAAAACUGAAGGAGAACUACAUUGUCUUGCUACCAGAGUCCAUUCCUUUCUUAGCAGAACUGAUGGAAGAUGAAUGUGAAGAAGUCGAACAUCAGUGCCAAAAGACGAUUCAGCAACUGGAAGUUAUACUGGGAGAGCCCCUCCAGAGCUACUUCUGAAACGGUUUCCAGACUUUGUUCAGAGUUGGUGAUUAUUUUUCAUGUUUUUAUUUUUGGACUUUGGGUGCCAUGUUUGUGUUGGUGCCAAUAGUCCCAACCUAUUUAAAGAUUUUUCAUCUCUUUCUUAGAACACUCCCCAUCAUGUUUGUGUAUAUACAAAGAGUAAAUGGUGCAGGGUGUUUUUAA
Molecule: messenger RNA, 6725 nt
Organism: Echinops telfairi (small Madagascar hedgehog)
Lineage: Eukaryota; Metazoa; Chordata; Mammalia; Afrosoricida; Tenrecidae
Gene: HEATR1
Product: HEAT repeat containing 1
Exons: 45
Coding region: 111-6539 (2142 amino acids)
Biological process (GO): positive regulation of transcription by RNA polymerase I; maturation of SSU-rRNA from tricistronic rRNA transcript (SSU-rRNA, 5.8S rRNA, LSU-rRNA)
Cellular component (GO): 90S preribosome; t-UTP complex; small-subunit processome
Molecular function (GO): snoRNA binding
Source: RefSeq, a predicted model, not a curated record